Molecule: messenger RNA, 612 nt
Organism: Acyrthosiphon pisum (pea aphid)
Lineage: Eukaryota; Metazoa; Arthropoda; Insecta; Hemiptera; Aphididae
Product: histone-lysine N-methyltransferase NSD3
Exons: 3
Coding region: 117-578 (153 amino acids)
Source: RefSeq, a predicted model, not a curated record
GAAAUGUUCAUGAAAAAAGAAUCAAUUGGUAGAGAUUAAAACAAAUUUCGCUUGUUGGUACAACUUUCGUUGAAUUAAAGUUAAAAUUAAUAAUUGGUUUAUUUGUCUAGAAUGAUAUGAGUAAGGAGACAAAAGUACAGCCUUUUGUGUCAAAUAUAAAAUUCACCAAAGGAAAAAAAAAAUUGUCAAAAAUCAAAAAAAACAGUGAGGACAUUUUGUCGAGGAAAGCUGUUGUCAUGAAGAAAACUAAAAUAAAUAAAGACUUCUUACAGUCCAAAGCAUAUCACAAAAACAAUUCUUGUUUGAUUUGUGGAAAAGGUCAUACAGAACUAUCAUGCAAAAACAAAAAGUGCCCCAGAGUCUUUCAUCUAAGUUGCAUUAACAAAACUAGAAUUGUGAAAUCUGGAUUUAUUUGCCCUUCUCAUUUCUGUUCUUUGUGCAACAAACGUAAGGUAGUAGCCAAAUGUAAAUUUUGUGUGGAAUCGUUUUGUGGUGUGCAUGUCAAAGGGAACAUUUUCAAAGAUCCGCUGGGCAAUGGUAUGUUGUGCACUACUCAUCAUCCUAACAAAGUAAGUUGACAACAGAAUAUUAAGAAAUAUUAAUCGUAAGGUC